AUGGAAGCUGAGCUAUCCAUCCUGUUCAACGAUAUUCGCAUCCUUCAGAUGGGGAGGAUGUUCCAGUUGGCAGCGACAUUCGUUGUCUUGUACGAUCAUGUGCUCUGUUCUCAGAGAGAGGUGGACUUGAUUUGGAAAAGACAAAAGUCUCUUGUGUCAUAUCUUUACUUUACGACCCGCUACUUUGGGGAUGCUAUCUCAAUAAUUAGUGCAAUAUUAUUUAUGAGCUCGACAUUUUCGGUCAAUCUUACAUGUCCGAUCUUUAUUCACUCGCUAAUGAACGACACUCUUUGCAUCAGCUGUCGUAUUCUAUUUCAGUUCCAAUCUUACGGGCCUUUUGUAGCAGUAUGGGCCACACAAACGAUCAUGCAACUGCGUAUUUAUGCCAUGUAUCGCAAGUCCAAGAAGAUUCUGGCGUUCACAGGAAUUUGCUUUAUCCUCGAAAUCGCAGCUAUUUGCACUGUCCUGGCACUAAACUUCGAUCACUCCUUAACAUAUACCAAUGAACCCAUACCCGGGCUUCUCAAUAUGUGCGCAACGUCAACCAUCAAUAGAAGUUUCACGGCCAUCUACGUGCCUAUAUUUUGUUUCGAGCUUCUUCUGUUCGUCCUUGCCAUAUUCGUUGUGUUCAAGCACAUGAAGAACACCCGUACAAUUUCUGGGAAGAGAAUUCACAAUACGAUGGCGACACUGGUCAAGUACAACACGAUCUACUUCUUUGUCGAAAUGGCCGGAUGUGGUAUCGCCACGGCGUUGUAUCUUGGUCUUCCGUCAAUUUACCUGGAGAUCACGAAUUCGGCGCUUAUUGCAACUACGAUCAUCCUUGGGACCCGGCUCGUGCUUGGCACGCGUAAUUUCUAUUCUGACCCAUCCGCGGAAGAUGAUUCAAACCUGAGCCAUGGGACCACUGUUCUGAACCCUAGCUUCAUCCAACCGUCAUUAUCUGGGCCAUUCUCGAGUCAUAUGGAGAUGUCUAUGACCAGUGUCAAGGGAUAUCAUUUGGAUAUAAGUAAUGACGUUGUAUAA
Messenger RNA from Suillus subalutaceus, 1026 nucleotides. RefSeq lists its product as uncharacterized. NCBI's taxonomy places the organism in Eukaryota, Fungi, Basidiomycota, Agaricomycetes, Boletales, Suillaceae. Bases 1 to 1026 code for a protein of 341 amino acids. The record is from RefSeq and is a predicted model, not a curated record. The transcript is spliced from 13 exons.